AUGCUUGCGGACGGUGAAAUAGUUGGUGACGGAUCAUGGAACCUCACGAUUUACGUGACGGACUUGAACGAGAAACGCACGAUGGUUGUAAAAGGAGAUAUGCAUAUCGGCGGGGUUAUGCUAAAACUGACCGAAAGCUUUGUAAUAAAAGCAGUACUUGAUUUGCUGGGAGGGGAGAAUGUUGAUAAUUUGUGUGAGCGAGAGGUGUGA
Molecule: messenger RNA, 210 nt
Organism: Danaus chrysippus (African queen)
Lineage: Eukaryota; Metazoa; Arthropoda; Insecta; Lepidoptera; Nymphalidae
Source: the annotation of a GenBank genome assembly